This is a messenger RNA of Centropristis striata (black sea bass), 1268 nucleotides long. RefSeq lists its product as uncharacterized. The record is from RefSeq and is a predicted model, not a curated record. The transcript is spliced from 6 exons. Lineage: Eukaryota; Metazoa; Chordata; Actinopteri; Perciformes; Serranidae. Bases 16 to 1179 code for a protein of 387 amino acids.
UGGAAAUAGUGUGCCAUGUUUGUUGUUGUUUGCCUGGACUGCACAUGGAUAUUACAAGAAUGCGUAAGCGACGAGAGCCAGCGUGAGCUGAUCAGAGCACACAUAAAGAAAAAAGACCCUGGUUUUAUUGACCUCAUUACUGGAUGGUUUCAACUAAUUUUCACAAGUUUGAUCCACCAGCUGAGAUUUAUUUACCAGCAGCUGUCUGCUGUGAACUCGUUAAGCUCUGAUUGGUCAGUGCUGAUCUCUGGCAACACUUAUAACUCUCCUCAUUUGACAGAGUCUCCAACAGCAGCCUUCAACAUGAUGACUGUACAGUUCCUCUCAGGGGCUUCCCUCUUUGCUCUGCUUGUUGUGGACAUAUGCUGCCUUCCUGUUCAGAAAGGCUCUGGUCCUGGUGCUUCCUAUGACAGCAGUUACACAAAUGCUGGUCCUAGUUUUGUCUCGUACCAGGGAGCACCUUCUGACUACUCUUCUUCUGGAUCUGGUAUGCCAAACUAUGGUCCCUCUCAAGGCAGCUCCACACAAUAUUAUCAGGCUGCGCCACAGCCGAUGCCCAGUGUCCCUCAGUCUGCCAGCCCUGCACAAUCAGGAGCUGCUUUUCAAUCCUCUCCACGAGAGAUCAGCUGGGCUGUUGCACCGCUCAGUCUCUCUGGCGAUGCUGAAAUGUCGGCUGGUGCACGUGCUGCAGCCUCCGGUCCAGGUGCCCUACCACCUGGACCAGUGUACCAAGCAGGAGACUUGUCCCAUUUUGAAGCGAGCAUUGAGCAUGGGAACUCCGAGAGGGAGACCGAGGAACAAGGCUGGCUGCCUCCUCCUGCUCCUUAUAUGCCCGAGUCUGAAGAAUCCGCUGGGGAAGGCUUCAUCGGCCAGCCUGAGACAGACUCCAACAUGGGUGGAAGCUGGGGUCCUUAUCCUUCCUACAACUACAUGUUCCUGACUGGCCAGUAUCCUGCAGGCACAUACACUCACGGCAGCAGCAGCUUCGAGCACGGCAGUGACAGCUCGCAGGAGGAUCACUAUGAGAGAUACCACUUUACCUAUAUGCCUGUUGUUGAACAGCAGAUGGCUCCAGCCAAGACACCAGUGAAGGGUCCAGCCAAGGUCCCCAUGCAGGCCCCGGUACAGCAGACUGGUUCACGUGCUUCUUCACAUGGAGGCUUCAGGAGGCAAGGGUAGUGACCUGUAAAAGGCUGUGUACCAAGUGGUGGAUCCCCUACAGUGUGAACAAAGAUUCUGAUUUCAAUAAAAGUAAAUCAAAUGCUCUA